AUGGCUAAACCAAUUGAUCCAAAUAAAGAAGAUAAAUAUGCAACAGCUAUAUUAAAUCGAAAAGAACGUCCUAAUCGUUUAAUUAUCGACGAUGCUAUUAAUGAUGAUAAUAGUGUUGUAGCAUUAUCACAAUUAAAAAUGGAUGAAUUACAAUUAUUUCGUGGUGAUACGGUUUUACUUAAAGGUAAAAAACGUCGUGAAACAAUAUGUAUUGUACUUGCUGAUGAUACAUGUCAAAAUGAUCGUAUUAGAAUGAAUCGUGUUGUACGUAAUAAUUUACGUGUACGUUCAGGUGAUAUUGUAUCAAUACAAGGUUGUCAAGAUGUUAAAUAUGGUAAACGUAUACAUGUCUUACCAAUUGAUGAUACAGUUGAAGGAAUAACAGGAAAUUUAUUUGAAGUUUAUUUAAAACCAUAUUUUGUUGAAGCAUAUAGACCUGUACGUAAAGGUGAUGUAUUUAUUGUACGUGCAGCAAUGCGUGCUGUUGAAUAUAAAGUUAUUGAAACUGAACCAAGUCCAUAUUGUAUUGUUGCACCUGAUACAGUUAUACAUUGUGAAGGUGAUCCAAUAAAACGUGAAGAAGAAGAAGCAUCAUUAAAUGAAAUUGGUUAUGAUGAUAUUGGUGGUUGUAGAAGACAACUAGCAAAAAUUAAAGAAAUGAUUGAAUUACCAUUAAGACAUCCACAAUUAUUUAAAACAUUUGGUAUUAAACCACCAAGAUGUAUUUUAUUAUAUGGUCCACCGGGCACUGGUAAAACUUUAAUUGCACGUGCUGUGGCUAAUGAAAUAGGUGCAUUCUUAUAUUUAUUUAAUGGGCCGGAAAUUAGGUCGAAAUUAUCUGAUGAAUUCGAAUCAAUUUUACGAAAGGCUUUCGAAGAAGCUGAAAAGAAUUCUCCAGCUAUUAUUUUUAUUGAUGAACUUGAUGCCAUAGCACCAAAACGUGAAAAAACACAUGGUGAAGUUGAACGUCGUAUUGUAUCACAAUUAUUAACAUUAAUGGGUGGUCUUAAACAACGUUCACGUGUUAUUGUUAUGGCUGCAACAAAUCGACCGAAUUCAGUUGAUCCAGCAUUACGUCGUUUUGGUCGUUUUGAUCGUGAAGUUGAUAUUGGUAUACCGGAUGCUGUUGGUCGUUUAGAAAUACUUCGUAUACAUACAAAAAAUAUGAAAUUAGGUGAUGAUGUUGAUUUAGUACAACUUGGGAAUGAAACACAUGGUUAUGUUGGUGCUGAUUUAGCAUCAUUAUGUUCAGAAGCUGCUUUACAACAAAUACGUGAAAAAAUGGAUUUUAUUGAUUUAGAAGAAGAUACAAUUGAUGCUGAAGUUCUUGAUUCAUUAGUUGUAACACAAGAAAACUUUCAUUUUGCAUGUAAUCAAUCAAAGUCAUCAGCGUUACGUGAAACUGCUCUUGAAGUACCAACUGUUACAUGGGAAGAUAUUGGUGGUUUAGAAAAUAUUAAACGUGAAUUACAAGAACUCAUUCAAUAUCCACUUGAACAUCCAGAAGAAUUUCUUAAAUUUGGUAUGACACCAUCACGUGGUGUACUUUUUUAUGGACCUCCGGGUUGUGGUAAAACAUUAUUAGCAGAAGCUAUUGCUAAUGAAUGUCAAGCAAACUUUAUUUCAGUUAAAGGUCCUGAAUUAUUGAGAAUGUGGUUAGGUGAAUCAGAAGCUAAUAUACGUGAUAUUUUUGAUAAAGCCCGUCAAGUUGCACCAUGUGUACUCUUCUUUGAUGAGUUAGCUUCAAUUGGACGUCUUGAUGAAUUAAUUUAUAUUCCAUUACCUGAUGAAAAAUCUCGUUUAGCUAUUCUUAACGCUACUCUAAGGAAAUCACCUGUUGCUAAAGAUGUUGAUAUGCGAUAUUUGGCUAACGUUACUAAAGGUUUUAGUGGUACAGAUUUAAAAAAAAUUUCUCAACGAGCUUGUCAAUUAGCUAUACGUGAAUCAAUUGAAAAGCACAUAAUUCGAGAAAAAGAACGAGAACGUACACGACAGAGAGCAAUGGAUGAUGAUGAACCUGAUCCUGUACUAGAAAUCCGUCGAGAUCAUUUUGAAAAAGCUAUGAAAUAUGCACGACGAUCAGUAAGUGAUAAUGAUAUACGUAAAUAUGAAAUGUUUGCUAAUACACUACAACAAUCACGAGGUUUUGGUUCACAAUUUCGUUUUUCUAAUCAAGAACGACUUUCACAUGGUGGAAAUGGUGCUAGUGGUCGUGGCAAGAAUGAUGAUGAUGAUGACUUGUACAAUUAA
Molecule: messenger RNA, 2250 nt
Organism: Rotaria sp. Silwood1
Lineage: Eukaryota; Metazoa; Rotifera; Eurotatoria; Philodinida; Philodinidae
Source: the annotation of a GenBank genome assembly